AUGGACCUCGACGAAUUCGAGGAGUUCCACGAUUCCCAAGGUGGCGGCGAACAACCAGAAGGAGACAGCAGUACCCCCAGCGACGGCCUUGUGAAAGGGCUCUUGAAGGCGCAUCACUCCGCGAUCGUGUUAACCCAAGCUCCCACAAUCGGAGCUCCCAGCGGAAAUGCGGCCUCGGCCGCUACAGGUGCCUCUGCUGAUUCAGGCCAAGACACCUCAUACAGACGAAAGCCACUUACACUUCCCAUAUGGGAUGGACAACCUCAUACCUUUCAAUUCUACUAUAACAAACUUAUCAAAACAUACAAUGCCGACAUCAAGGCAGGAGUACGCACCGACCGAGAAGCGGCAUGGAUUGAGAUUCUUGACACCUUUCCGCUCGACAAAAAGCAGCAGUUAAAAGGCUUUUGGACCGCCAAAACCGCUAGCGGUGACGACGACCCGGUGGCCCUUCUCGAUCAGAUUCGCAUCAUUUUCGGUGCCUACCAGACGCGCGACUCCGUUCUCGACAAGCUCUUCACAGUCUCGCUCUCGGAUGACUACCGCACCUGUGUAGCCCAGUUACAGUACCAUGCGGCGAAGUAUGAGCAGGCUAGUGAGUUCAAGGAGGAUCACCACAAGUACCUCCGCGGCCAGAGGAAUCGGAGCCGCUCCUCGAAUAAUUAUUACCUUCCAGCAUUGAGCGUUGGUAACACUCAGGAGCCGCAAUCCUAG
This is a messenger RNA of Sordaria macrospora k-hell, 714 nucleotides long. RefSeq lists its product as uncharacterized. NCBI's taxonomy places the organism in Eukaryota, Fungi, Ascomycota, Sordariomycetes, Sordariales, Sordariaceae. The record is from RefSeq and is a predicted model, not a curated record.